Linum trigynum is the source of this 3225-nucleotide messenger RNA. The record is from the annotation of a GenBank genome assembly. Lineage: Eukaryota; Viridiplantae; Streptophyta; Magnoliopsida; Malpighiales; Linaceae.
UCGCCCAUAUAUCGAAAAAUUCAACUCUUUUUAGGGCACACAAGCAUCAGGGAACUCCUGGAAAAAAAACUAGUAUUGAAAAUCGCAACAAAAAUCAAUUAACAUGGUUUCCGAAUAAUUCAAUUUCCCAUUUUUAAGUAGUGGGCCAAGUUGAGGCCCAUUAUACAGAAGACUCCUCCUAACUUUGAUUGAAACUGUUUACUCAGCCCAACCCAAUUCACCAAGCCCAGUCCAAACCUUUGUGUCACAAAAGAAAAAAACUCGUCGGAGAACGGUGCCGGUGAUUACCGAUUUUAAGUUCAACGGCGACGGACAAAACGGGGAAGUGGGAAGAAAUGGUACACGCGCCACCACUAGGAACCAGACACGUCCCCCAGCGUUAAGCAAAGAUAGUUCGUUGGCAGAUAAACUUUUGCCUUUCUCUUUUCAAAAACGUAUCCAAAUUAAAAAAAAAAAUCCAAGAAAAAACCAACUACUCAAUCGAAGCUAGAAAAAAGAGGGCACAAUCGCCUCUCUCUCUCCCUCAUCAGCUCCUCUCUCCCUCUCCCUUUCGCCCUCUAUCCUAGGCGAUCUGGUCCAUCUGUUCCAGGGGUAGGGUUUAUCGCCUUCUUCAAUCCCUUCUUUCUCGUUCAAUUCCGGGGUUUAGUCCAUCAGUCUCAAUUUCAAUCGGUACAUAUUGAUGACUCUGUUUUAAUUUUACUGAAUCUUCUUUUUGGGUUUUGCAGGGAGGGGCUUUUUUCAUGCGCAUAUAGAAGCUGAGAGAUCGGUUCGAGGGGAGUCAAAUUAUCGAUCUUCAGCAGGUUUCUCUGCUGUUUACCCCCUUUCUGUUUACUUUCCUUCUCGAUUUUGAUUAUUUGAAUUUCGAGUGAUUAGCUUGUUGCAGAGUGGUUCUGCGCAAUCAAGGGAUGUUUCUGGGUUUCUUAUGGGGGCUUGUAUGAUGAAUAAAGGCGGAAUUUUUUAGGUUUUAGCUCUCUGAGCUACCGGUGGUUAAUUGGUUGGGGGUGGAGAAGAAAGAGUUGAUGUCCUAUUCUGGUGAAAGUUUUGAUCUUUUUCACGUAAUUUCCUUAGGUGGUUAAUUUAUUCAAGAUGUGGUUAGGUGACUUGCAAUUUGUUUCAAUUAGUAACUUUUAUUUAAUUGAGGAUUUUGGUUGGGAAGAAUCUGAAAUUGACAGUCUGAGCUCCAUCUUCACAGAGUAGUGAUAGACAUUGCAGACUUGUGUUUUUCAGUAUUGUGAGGUUUCGAUUUGUCGGUUGACCCAACCACUUUGGGGGGUUUGAGGAUAUGAUUGAGAAUUAUGACAUACAGCUUUGCAUAAUUUCCCUGGUUCAGUGGAUAUGAGAUUGCUGAGUCAUAGGCUUUACAUUUUGGGAACUGAAAUUUGCCUCAGCUAGAUGAAAUAUCAUGCUUUGGUUAACAUAGGAAUAUGAUUGAAUUGGCUGGUUCAUAUCUUCAAAGUCAUCCCCUUAUUAUUUACUAAUUACUAGUGUCCAGACUUGUGCCUGAAGUUGUGUGAAUUAAGAGUUCUUAUCUUACAUGACUGGUCCAACAUUUAGGAAAUAUAAACUUAGAAUAUAUUUGGAAUUCAUUAUACCUUCUUGUUAUUCUCUUAGGGUACUCAAUGGGUGUCAUCGGGUCCUUUUAUAUUGAUUAUGGACUGUGAAUGCAGCUUAUAAGCAAGACGUAUGGAUUUUUAUAUCCAAGCUCUAAUUGUCAUUUAGCUUCUGAUUCUCUUGUUUGUGAAGGUCAGAUGCCUGUCUUUCUUGCAGUGUAGUUAUACAUCACUUAGACUAGCCGAUGGCGUUAACGUGUCCCACGUUUCCGCCAGCCUUUGUUCAUUUUCUUGUAGCACUUUGUGUAUGAUCUGAGUCAUGUAAUGUAUACCUGAAUCAGUCAUCUUAAUAUAUCUGACAUGGUCAUUGGAUAUUGCAGAAGUGAAAAUGGACCAUGACGAGACAGGCUGCCAAGCUCCUCCAGACCAUCCCAUAUUGUGUGUCAACAACUGCGGCUUUUUCGGAAGUGCUGCAACCAUGAACAUGUGCUCGAAGUGCCACAAGGAUAUCCUGCUAAAAGAGGAGCAAUCCAAGCUUGCUGCAUCAUCAGCAGCGAGUAUCAUGAACGGAACAUCCAUCACCACCCUUGGAAAGGAACCUGUUGUUGCUCCUGCUCCUGCCCCGAUCAUCAAUGUACAAGUCAGUUUGCAAGAGCCAAUGCCAAUCGCGGUGCAGCCGUCUUCUGCUCCAGGUGCGACAGAGAGCAACGAAGAGAAACCGAAGGAGGUGGGGCCUAACAGGUGCAACACCUGCAACAAACGGGUCGGCUUGACUGGGUUCAAAUGUCGAUGUGGGCACAUGUUCUGCGCGAAUCAUCGCUACUCCGACAAACAUGGUUGUGCCUUUGACUACCGCAUGGCUGCACGUGAAGCUAUUGCGAAAGCUAACCCACUUGUGAAGGCGGAGAAGCUCGAAAAGAUCUAGAGAUGGUGGCCGGGGGGAGAUAAUGGAUGUGCUUGUUUUUUCAUCUACUCGGUAUUUCAUCGCCAACUAUCCUACGAAAGGUGUCCGGGUUUAGAGGGAGAAGGGAAAGAGGGCAUCUAUGGCAGCAAGGAAAAGGGCUCUACUAUGAUGUUGUGAUAUUGGCGAUGAUUUAUAUGUUGGCUCUGAGUGUGUGUUGAGUGUUGGAAGUUAGUCACCUUGUGGUGGUUUGGUUGUAGACUUGAUCCAGAUUUGUGAUGUCUCACCGUGUUUCAUAUGGCAUUUUACCGUGGUACUACGUGGCAAAAAAAAAAAAAAAAAAUUCAGAUGUCCAGUCUCUCUAGUAGUUGUAAUGAAAGACUCCUUAAUGGUUUAUGGCCAUUUAUCUUUGCUUAAACUCUGUAAAUUCCAUGGCUCUCUACGACAGACUCCAAAUCCGUCUACCUUUAUCAUUUCUCGUGUAUAAACUCGACCUCGAAUCGUUGUCUGCCCCUAGGUGUUUGGUAUGGAUGACAAUAGUUUAUUCUAGAUCGUAGUCUGUUUCGAACCAUAAGUCGUUUCAUCAGUUAGAAGUAAAGCGAUAUCAAGUUUGGAUGGAAAAGGCAUUGUAUUGUAUCAGAUCCAUCUUCAAUUUACCUUUCAAUCAAGAUUGAACUGGAUCGAUGUCCAUUCUAAUGCAAAUGUUGCUCAACAUGAGAACAUGAACGCAAUAUACGGAGGAAACAAGGGAUGAAAUGAAAGCAUUGUUUAUGU